Molecule: messenger RNA, 823 nt
Organism: Galdieria sulphuraria
Lineage: Eukaryota; Rhodophyta; Bangiophyceae; Galdieriales; Galdieriaceae
Exons: 4
Biological process (GO): proteasome-mediated ubiquitin-dependent protein catabolic process
Cellular component (GO): cytoplasm; nucleus; GID complex
Molecular function (GO): ubiquitin protein ligase activity
Source: RefSeq, a predicted model, not a curated record
AAGUAUUAAACCACAAAAGUGUAGUGGAUGCGCUUUCAAGGGGAGAUUGUUCAGAAGCACUNAAAUGGUGUGCAGAAAANAGAAAGAAACUACAAAAGAUGAAAAGCAGUUUGGAAUUNGACUUGCAUGUGCAGGUUUUUGUGGAAUUGAGGAGACAAGGCAAAGUGUUNGAAGCCAUAUCGUAUGCACGAAAGAACCUUUCUACUUGUCCAAGAGAACAAUUGAAGCAAGUUCAAAGAGUGUUGACUUUGCUUGCGUUCCCAGAAUCCACNAGUUGCGAACCUUACAGACAGCUGUAUUCAAGAGACCGUUGGAAGGAGCUUAUUCAAGCUUUUCGCACGGAAUAUUAUAUACUNAAUGGAUUGACCAAAGAUUCUUUGUUAGAGAUUGUGAUGAAAGCAGGUCUCUCUGCUCUCAAGACAAGUUGUUGUUUNGANGAAGAUCAACGCAAUGUNAACUGUCCUGUUUGUCANGAACCUUAUCGAAGUUUAUCAACAGAGUUACCUUUNAGUCAUCAUGUGCAUUCAGUUUUGGUUUGUCGUAUGAGUGGAGAGAUUAUGGANGAACACAAUCCACCGAUGAUACUUCCCAAUGGAAAUGCUUANAGNGAAAAGGCUUUGAAAGAAAUGGCAGAGAGAAAUGGAGGAAAGAUAUACGAUCCUCAAAGUGGAGAGGUAUUNGAUUUUCCAAGNGACGAUAUCCGAAAAGCUUUUAUUAUGUAAUUAAACAGGAUUGAAAGUUUUGUACAUCGCUUUUUCACUGUAGAGAUGGGACAAUCUUAUGAAUAACUUUGACUUGGUCGAUACACACACCCAAGUUAUGA